Messenger RNA from Quercus robur (English oak), 2255 nucleotides. RefSeq names its product plant UBX domain-containing protein 2. Bases 347 to 1582 code for a protein of 411 amino acids. Lineage: Eukaryota; Viridiplantae; Streptophyta; Magnoliopsida; Fagales; Fagaceae. Gene Ontology annotation, biological process: defense response to fungus. The transcript is spliced from 3 exons. Gene Ontology annotation, molecular function: protein binding. The record is from RefSeq and is a predicted model, not a curated record.
UAUUCCAAUUCCCACGUACAGGAAAUUCCAAUUUCCAACAGCCAAUAACAGCCAGUUCAAAGAUUUUCUCUCCUAAAAUAUUUGCAACAAACAAACAUACACACACAAACACAACACAACGCAACACAACACACACCAGCUUUCCUUUUCCUUCUUCUGAGCUUCCGAGGUUUUGUUCAUCUUCAAACCCCCCAAGAAUAAUAAAAAAAUAAUAAUCCAAAUUUCUUUAAAUCGGAAAACCCUAUUUUCCCAAAUCUCAGAUUUUGGUCACAGAAAAAAAAGAAAAGAAAAGAAAGCUCCUUUAUCCUUUGAUUCUCUUUGUUUGUGCAUUUUUUUUUUUACAAGUAUGGGGGACAUGAAAGACAAGGUCAAAGGGUUCAUGAAAAAAGUCAACAAUCCCUUCUCAUCUUCAUCUUCAUCUUCCGGUAAAUUCAAGGGCCAAGGUAGAGUCUUGGGAUCUUCUUCUUCUUCUUCAGGACCCACUAAUCCAAUUCUAUCUCGCCCUUCUUCCCAAAUUCAAAACCCAUCUCCACAGCCUCGGAAAGAACCCAAUUUCGUGACUUCAAAUUCCAAACCCAAGCCUUUGCCUCAGAAAGCACCCAUUUCUGAUCACAAAGAUAGCUCGGAUUUGACGAAUGAUUCGACCCCAAAUCGCAAACCGGCAAAUGGGUUUGAUCCAUUCGACUCGAUGAUCACUUCUGGGAAGAGAUCACAAAAUGGGUAUUCACUAAAUGUGUAUGAAUGUCCGAUUUGUGGGCAGUCUUAUAGGUCUGAAGAAGAGGUGUCUGCACAUGUGGAUACUUGUGUCAAUAACUCGGUUGAAGCUAAUGGUGGUGGUGGUGGUGGUGGUUCGGAUUUGGCCGAUAAUGGGGCGGAGUCUAGGAGUGAAUUGGAGUGUCGCGUUGGUGCUUUUGUGUCCGGGAAGCCAUCGGAGGGAUCGGUCGAGGUUGUUCUUAAGCUGUUGAGGAAUAUCGUGAGGGAACCGGAGAAUGCCAAGUUUAGGAGGAUUCGGAUGAGUAAUCCGAAGAUAAGGGAGGCCAUUGGUGAGGUUGCAGGAGGGGUUGAGUUGUUGGAGUUUGUAGGUUUUGAAUUGAAAGAAGAGGAUGGAGAGAUGUGGGCGGUCAUGGAGGUCCCUACAGAGGAACAGAUUAGUUUAAUUAAUCGUGCAACGGGGUUAUUGGGACCGCAAAAGGUUGAGGAACCACAAAAGAAAGAAGAUUUGCAGUCUGCAGCUUCAGCUAUUGUGGAAAAACAGAUUGAACCAAAGAAGGUCGACAGGCAGGUCCGGGUAUUCUUUUCUGUCCCUGAAAGUGUAGCAGCAAAAAUUGAGCUACCGGAUUCUUUCUAUAACCUCUCAUUGGAAGAGAUCAAAAGAGAAGCUGAUAUGAGGAAGAAAAAGAUGGCAGAAUCUCAGCUCUUGAUCCCAAAGUCAUUCAAGGAAAAGCAGGCAAAAGCUGCUAGGAGGCGGUACAAAAAAACUGUUAUCCGGAUUCAGUUUCCUGACGGAGUGGUGCUCCAAGGUAUCUUCAAUCCUUGGGAGCGAACCAGCUCUCUCUAUGAGGAUCAGUCCCUCAUUUGGUAACUGGAAUUAAUUGCUACACCUAUUCAGAUGAGUUCUAAAUGAGAAACAUGGUUUUGUAAUUCCUAGUCCAUGUGUUAUACUCCAGCUUCCACUUACUUGUUUGGCAUGUAAAUUUUCUUUUUGGAGUAUUUUUGUGAUAAGACUGACAAAUAACAACCCUCAGCAUGCUGGAUGCUGGGUGGAAAUAUGGCUGUCCCGCUGGCAAUGUCCCACCUUAUUUUUUUGGGGUUGGACUUUGGCCCCAAGGGUGAUGUGGCAUUGUACCAAUAUUCAGUUCAUAUUUGUCCAAUUCAGCCACAGCUAAAGUCUUUUUGGCUUAAAUCUGAACACAAAUUACUUAUUCACAAACAGUUUGAAGAUUCUAAGGCACAAUGUAUGGUUAUAUUGUCUUAACUCGUCCUUAAAGUUAAAAUUUUUUACUUGUUUCAGAUUAACAAUAUAAUUUAUAUUUCUGCUUGGAAAGAAAUAUGUUUAUGAAUGUGUGUCUGUCUGCAUAGAUGCGUAUUUUUGAGCAUUGUGGUCUACAUUAGGUUUGCUGAUUGAUUUGGACUUUGUUUAUCACUGAGGACCUUAUAUUUGUGAAUAGUUUCCUGUCUUUUCUGAAAAAAAAAAUGAGGAUAAAUAAUCAACUAUGGUGUCUCUGAUUCUGAAUGAAUGUUAUGAACUUCAGUUU